This is a messenger RNA of Fusarium redolens, 740 nucleotides long. RefSeq lists its product as uncharacterized. Lineage: Eukaryota; Fungi; Ascomycota; Sordariomycetes; Hypocreales; Nectriaceae. The annotation marks the transcript as partial. The transcript has 2 exons. The record is from RefSeq and is a predicted model, not a curated record.
CAGGUGACUGAGGCCUACCUCCUAUCCACAUUGUCUUUGUUUUGUAUUUUUCUUUUCAUAUACACCAAGUUUGACGACGCUUGGCCACGAGAUAGAUGCUUGAAGUUCUUGACCACAGUAUGGAUAGAUAAUUCUGAAGCUUUUGGCCUUGACUAUCUUUACUCUUCGGAUGAGUGGAGUAAUCAAGCUCUCCUGGUUUCCUCUAGAAUCUAUUUACGAGGUGUUGAUGACGCUGUCAUUAUGAGGGAUUGCAAUAUUACAGGUCCUAGUGGUCAUAUUUCCAAUUGGGACCGGCACUCAUCUGGAGGCGUGGGCAAUCUGUGUGGCUAUCUCUGAGUGUAUCGAAGUUAUCAUCGCAGUGACCUUGAUAUUCAUUCCUCGAGUCAUGGUUCACAUCGAAAUUGCGUACGAUGUACCUCCACUGACGUCCCAAGUCGUGACGAUGGCGAUAAUGUAUCGCGCUUUUCAUGGGAUUAAAAGGUACAACGCACCCAGCUGUACAUUCAUUCAUUGUAUCUGGGCUGGCUUGGCUGUGAUUAUUAUUUCAAUGGUCGUAGUCGUGCUUUCAGCCACUGCAGUCUACCCGUCUUGCACUCAUCCAUGGCCUUCUCUACAUGGAAAGCUCAAUUAUGGGUUACGAUCUGCAAAACACGUGCGGCCAAACCUUGGAUCCGCGGACGAGCGUUCGGCAUACGUUGCUAGACUUGACAUCAUCUCGCACAGCCGGGCUUCACACUGUC